Molecule: messenger RNA, 866 nt
Organism: Solanum dulcamara
Lineage: Eukaryota; Viridiplantae; Streptophyta; Magnoliopsida; Solanales; Solanaceae
Product: non-specific lipid transfer protein GPI-anchored 1
Exons: 2
Coding region: 70-651 (193 amino acids)
Source: RefSeq, a predicted model, not a curated record
UACUCUCCACAACAAAAUUAAACAUCUACGUUUUAUUACUACAAGCUUUCCUUCCUUCCCAAAUAAAAAAUGGCAAGUGCGUAUAAAUUAGUAGUUUUACUGAUAGUCUGUACUGGAUUAUUAGCUGAUGGGGAUGAUAAGAGCUUCGAUGACAAGUGUGGUGCGGAGUUUCAAAAGGUGGCAGCAUGUUUAACAUACGCGACGGGGAAGGCACCGUCGCCAUCGAAGGAGUGCUGCGAUGCGGCAAAGGAUAUAAAAGAGCAUGAACCGGUUUGCCUAUGCUACAUAAUAGAACAGAUCCAUAAAGGAUCAAGUCCUCAGUUGAAGAGUAUGGGCAUUCAAGAAGAUAAAUUGCUUCAGCUUCCUUCUGCGUGCAAGCUCACUAACGCUAGCAUCUCUAACUGCCCUAAGCUACUCAACAUUCCUCCAAAUUCUCCUGACUAUGCCAUCUUCACCAAUGCGACCAAAUCACCUAUAUCCACACCUGCCGGAUCUUCGUCAUCAUCAUCAUCGUCGUCGAUGGAUACUAAUAAAGACGUUUCCAAAGGAUUCAAGAACGGACCCAAGCUUUCAGUCGCCGGAACAGUUAUAGCUGCUGCACUUGUUGCAAUCUUUUUAGCUGUAAUUCCUAGGGAGCUACUAAUGUUUUGAUUUAACUAGAGCAAACAAAAAUUAGAUCACUUCUGUUGAUUGCCAGGUUUGGUUUAAUUUCCUUGAAGUGUUUGGUUGUAAGUCGUCUUGCUUUGUUUUAAUGAAUCGAUGUACGUACGUACGUAUGGAAUUAUGUUGUAUGGAUUUCUUUUGCCUGUACGAGACUAAAGAGAUGUUUGACCAUGUGAGUUAUUCAACUUUAUGUUUUUCACUUU